Candoia aspera is the source of this 7242-nucleotide messenger RNA. RefSeq names its product unc-51 like autophagy activating kinase 1 (gene ULK1). The record is from RefSeq and is a predicted model, not a curated record. Gene Ontology annotation, cellular component: cytoplasm; phagophore assembly site; autophagosome. The coding region runs from base 140 to 3280 and encodes 1046 amino acids. The transcript has 29 exons. Gene Ontology annotation, molecular function: protein serine/threonine kinase activity; ATP binding. NCBI's taxonomy places the organism in Eukaryota, Metazoa, Chordata, Lepidosauria, Squamata, Candoiidae. Gene Ontology annotation, biological process: reticulophagy; axon extension; piecemeal microautophagy of the nucleus.
UUUUCCAAAUCCGUUUUGUUCACCCGGUGGCCUUUUUUCCUCUCCUUUGGAUGGCGAAGGCGGCCUCGGCGACGGAUCGGAGCGGCUCUCGGGGGCGAUGAGCGCCCCGCGUCCGCCUGGGGGCGUUUAAGAAAACGACAUGGAAGUGGUUGGAAAAUUUGAGUUCAGCAGGAAAGAUCUGAUCGGGCAUGGGGCUUUUGCUGUGGUGUUCAAAGGCAGGCACCGAGAGAAACCUGAUGUAGAGGUGGCCAUAAAAUGCAUUAACAAGAAAAACUUGGCAAAAUCCCAGACCCUCUUGGGGAAAGAAAUCAAGAUACUAAAGGAACUGAAACAUGAUAACAUUGUCGCUUUGUAUGACUUCCAGGAGAUGGCAAACUCCGUUUAUUUAGUGAUGGAGUACUGCAAUGGUGGCGAUCUGGCAGAUUACUUGCACAGCAUGAGAACGCUCAGCGAAGACACGAUCCGUCUCUUUUUCCAGCAAAUUGCAGGCGCCAUGAAGGUCUUGCAUAGCAAAGGGAUCAUCCACCGGGAUCUGAAGCCCCAGAAUAUUCUCCUUUCCUUCACGGGGGGCAAGAAGUUGAACCCUAAUAAUAUCCGCAUCAAAAUCGCUGAUUUUGGAUUUGCACGGUACCUGCAGAACAAUAUGAUGGCGGCAACACUAUGUGGAUCUCCCAUGUACAUGGCCCCAGAAGUCAUUAUGUCCCAACAUUACGAUGCCAAAGCUGAUCUGUGGAGUAUCGGAACGAUUAUCUACCAGUGCCUGACGGGAAAAGCACCUUUUCAGGCGAGCAGUCCUCAAGACCUGCGUCUCUUCUACGAGAAAAACAAGACACUCGUGCCAAACAUCCCGAGGGAAACUUCGGCCCAUUUGAGACAACUGCUGUCAGGGCUGUUGCAACGAAAUCACAAAGACCGCAUGGAUUUUGACGAAUUUUUCCACCACCCUUUCUUGGAUGCCAGUGCCUCUAUGAAAAAAUCUGCUUCUGUGCCAAUGCCUUCUUAUCCAAGCUCAGGUUCAGGGAGUUCCUCCAGCAGUUCUUCCACCUCCCACUUAGCGUCACCUCCCUCCCUUGGUGAGAUGCCUCAUCAUCUCCAGGAGAAGACUUCAGCCUCUCCCCCGCAGGGCUCCCCCGCUUUCCUCCACCGGUCAAAGGAAUCAGCGGGAAGCAGCAGCAAAAAUUCAUCAUGUGACACCGAUGACUUUGUAAUGGUGCCAGCCCAGUUUACAAGUGAUAUAGCUGUGGAGGCUACUGCAGGGAAACCGAUCCAGGACAGUCUGAUGGGGAGCGGGAGCUCCCUGGUGACUUCUGCAGAUUUGGAAAGCCAUGGAAGGACUCCUUCUCCUUCCCCUCCAUACAGCAGUUCUCCUAGCCCAUCUGGGCGAUCAAGCCAAUUUUCAUCCAGCCCUCGAUACGGACAAUCAGUUCCCAUCCCGGUUCCUACACAGAUCCAAAAUUACCACCGGAUUGAGCAGAAUCUUCAGUCCCCCAAUCAGUAUACUUUGCCACGGUCUAGUACUCUCAAAAGAUCCGGCAGCACGAGUCCACUAGGCUUCCUGAAAGCCAGCCCAUCCCCUCCAUUUUCCACUGGUGACCAUGGAGCAGUACUGUCCCCUAGGAGGUUCUCCUUUGGUGGUGCCAAGCCUUAUACACCUUCCCCACAAGUUGGAACAAUUCCAGAGCAGCCAGACCAGAUGGUUAUCCCUUGUCCUCUCGGAGCAGAGUUGAGAACUCGGGUGCCCAUACCAGAAGCUUCAGGACCAGACCCUUCCCUGCGAGGUCUGGGCUAUCGCCUUCACAGUGCUCCCAACCUCUCUGAUUUUCAUUCCUGCCGGCAAAAAGUCACUAAGCAGUCCUCGGAUCCGCUGGUCGCCCACUUCAGCCCUGUCUCAGCUGGCCAGCCUACACGGCUGCCCAGUCUGCAAUCUGGUCGGCCCCUGCGGUCUUCUCCAAAGCUCUCCGAAUUCAUGCAGAGGACUCCGUUGCCCACCAUUUUGGGUUCUCCAACCAAGGCAAUGUCACCAUUUGAGUUCAGUAAAACGCCUAGUUCCCAAAAUCUGUUUACUCUCCUGGCCCAUCAAGCAGUUGUUAUCACCCCGACGAGGAACAAGACGCUGCCGGAUUUGAAAGAAGUGGGUCACUUCCCCUGCCAACAAGGAGGUCUCAGUUUGAGGCCAAUGGAAGACGGCAAAGGCAGGUCACUCAGCACUGGCCGUCUCACUGAUCUGCUUCUUAAGGCUGCUUUUGGGGAAGCCAGCAACAAUGACAGCCUCAACAGCGAAAAGCCCAUGGAAGUCACAGCUCCUUCCAUAGCCUCUGGAGGGACCCCUCACUUGGGGGCUAGAGAAGGUUGCUCAGGAAGCCCUUCACCAGUGGUCUUCACAGUUGGAUCGCCUCCUGCUGGGACGACACCACCGCAAACCACCCGGACCAGAAUGUAUUCAGUGGGAUCUUCAAGUUCUCUUAGUUCUGGAGGAUCUUUCAGUGGGCGCCACUUAAUUAUGGGAGCUGGUGGGGAAAUCCUUGAAGCCCCAUCAGGUCUCAGAUAUAUGUUGGCUGAUCCGAUUGCUGCCAACCUGGAAGGAGCAGUUACCUUUGAGGCACCCGAGCUACCAGAGGAGACCCUCAUGGAACAAGAGCACACAGACAUCCUGCGCAGCUUGCGGUUCACCCUGGCUUUCGUCCACUAUGUGAUGGAACUCGCCACCAUCAAAGGCAGCGCCAGCGAGAUGACCAGCUCGGUGGCCUCUGAGUACCAGCUUCAAGAGAGCGUUGUUGCUGACCAAAUCAGUUUGCUCAGCAAGGAAUGGAGCUAUGCGGAACAGCUGGUGCUGUAUUUGAAAGUCGCUGAGUUGCUCUCCGCAGGCCUCCAGAUGGCCAUUGACCAGAUCCGGGCAGGCAAGCUGUGUCUCUCCUCCACUGUCAAGCAAAUUGUGAGAAAGCUCAACGAUCUGUAUAAAAGUAGCGUCUCUUCAUGCCAUCAUCUGAACUUAAGGCUACAGAGGUGGUUCAUGGACAAACAGAAGCUGAUGGACCGCAUCAACAGCAUCACAGCUGAAAAACUGAUCUUCAGCCACGCUGUGCAGAUGGUUCAGGCUGCUGCUCUGGAUGAGAUGUUCCAUAAUCAAGAAGACUGUGUUCAAAGAUACCAGAAAGCAUUGCUGUUGAUGGAAGGACUCUUGAACUUCAUCACCGAACAAGGAGAUGUUGAGAACAUCAAUAAAUGUAAAAUGUGCAUUGAACGCCGGCUGUCCAGCUUGCUCUCAGGGAUCUGCGCAUGACAAUAAGCUUUGCUUCUCUUUCCAUGCAGGUAAUUGCUUUGGUUCCUAAAAUGCUUGGAAGUUAAACCCCCACCCUUUUGAAUAAGCCUCAGAUGGGACAACUUCUUGGCAGCCACCAUUGGCUUCCCUGGUUGGCCAUGAAACCUUUCCUGGAUAUCUGUUCCCUUCCUUUCUCUUUUCCAGGCGCAGCAGCUGGUUUCCUGCUAACCUUUUUGCCCCGAUGCAAACUGGGAAAAGGUAGAUACAGAAGGCCUACAUGCCCCACUUUUCCAUCUGGUGGAAGAGGGCUGAGGAAGCCAAGGACCAAACCCCCUUCGUGUCCACUGGUUUUAUUUUUUUCUGAGGAAGAACCGAUGGGGUUAUUGCAAUGCCAUCUUGGCCUCCUAAAUCUGGAGAUACUUUGUCUACUGCUGGCAGUGGACAUCUGGAGGGCUUCUCCGCUGUUGGAAGGAUGAAGCUCAGCCAGGAAGGAACGUCCCUGGUGAAAAGACGUGUUAUUCUACAAAUUUUGUCUGGUUGCCCACUCGGGCCCUGUCCACCAUCCCCCAAUCUCCAUGUACUUGGCUUUCUUCAACAUCACCCAUGCUUCUCAUCUCUCUCUGCAUGGGAAGAAGAAAGAAGAUCUGGAGCUCAGUUUUGCUUGAGCAUACUUCUUCCAUUAGUGCUGGAAACCUGACUUUAUCUCCUCCUGUGGUGGAUGUGAUGGGGCAGAGGACAAAUCCGUAGAAGAACGUAGACCUCCUUAAAGCGGUUGGAGCAAUGCAAUACUAUCUUAAGCUAUCAUGUUCUGUCUCAAGAAGCCAAAACAUCUAGGAUAGAGAUCUUCUACACUCGGGGAAGGGGCAUUAUGCAUGGAAAUGUCCCCCCUUAUCCAGCUGUGAGAAAGCACCUGUUCUGGAGAAACACUGAGCUUUUUCAUCAAUAGCUUUUCUUCCCCGAGGGACAGGAAAAGAGAGGGGGAAAAAAAACCCACAUAUGCAACACACACUAGCUUUGUGAAUCAACGGAGCACUUUAUGGAGAUUAUGAACUCAAUGCUUGUCUACUUGGUCCUCCUGGGAUGUUUUUAGGAUGACUUCCUCCUUUUGACGUUUCCUGCUGUGUGCGGAUUUCAUUGUAGAAGGUUCGUUCGUGUGUGUGUUUUGCUUUUUUUUUUUUAAGAAAUUGCACUACAAGGAUGUGUGAGUGUGUGUGUAUGCCCACACACAUAUUGCUAAGAUCCAAUAUGUAUUUAUGUAUAUAUAUAAUGUAUAGUGUAAUCUUACGUGUUUUAACCGUACUGUAUGUUAGUCUUAGGAGAAGAGGGGAAAAAUCAUCUACGCUUUUUCCUGUUCUGUCUGUAAUCCAGGUUGCUAACCUGAACGUUUUCUAACACCGAUGAUGGUCUGUUUUAUGAUCUCUCUCUCUCUCUCUCUCCUUAAUGGAUAUACUGUUCAAACCAGCAUGGUCUUCAGAAGCUCAAGGACAGGAUUGUGAUGGCUUGUGUAUUUGCAAUUUGCUGGGUUCCCACUCAACCCUCUGUUUUUGCAAAGAAGGUUUUUUAGCUGUCUGUUCUCCCAGUUUAGCAUUUAACUCGUCCUUAUUUCCCACCCCUCCCCUGUUUUUAAAGCAAUGAAGUAGCCAAAAAUGUUAGAGCAUGGUGUGUAUGUUUCUGCAUUUUGGAGUGUGUGUGCGUGUGUGUGCGUGUGGGGUGUACAUGCACAUUUGAACUUGUGAAGGCACCACAGCUGCAAGCAAAUGCUUGAGACACACCAGUGGGCUUUCUCUGCAUUGUGUGUUGUGCUGUUUUGUUGUGUGUUAUUUUUUUUUAAUGGAGGGAUCCAAUGUUCAGUUAAUUUUGUCUGUGCAAAGUGAGAGUGCAUCCUUCUUAAAUAUAACCUAGAUUUCAGUAUUAAUGUUUUUUUCCCCCUUUUCUAAAAUAGAGUCGAUCAAGUUCAUUUGCACACCGCCAGUUGAGAAUCCAUCCUUUAUUUUCUUGUAAGGAACAAUCUUACUGACUUAGAAGCCAGUUUUGUACCUUUUUAAAAAAAAAUGUGUCCAUUUAAUGCAUGAAAAGAAUUUUUUUUAAAAAAACCCCACAUACGCUCAUUUACAUGCAUACAGGAUGGAGUUUUAUACCACCUCUUUCAUGCACCUUUUGUUUAUGGGUUUUCUGACAAUUUGAUCACCUUUAAGCUAGGUAGAAAGAUGAAAUUUUGUAGAGGACCAUCAUAAAGCAGGAAUAUUCUUAUUCCUCCCCCUAAGAUGGAUGGGGGUGAGAGGGAACACUGGCCUGUUUUUGCACAUUAGUCGUCUGAGGCUACCACAGUCUGAUUCCCACUGUGUUUGUGAUACUUGGUUGCUGACUUAUAUAUUGCUGUAUGGAUCUGUUACAUCGUGGCUUGUACCUAUAAUCUCUCUCUCUCUCAAAUCUUCUUGUUUAGCAAUCAGCAUCCCAAGCAAUCAGUUUAUCUGUCCCAGCCCCGCUAAGUAUAAUUCCCAUGAAUGCACAGACAUCUCCUCAAAACAAUUCAUUCUGAUGCUAGCUACCCACAGAAUUUGAGACAAAUCCCAGCAGACAACACCCUUCUCAUGAGCCUGCUCCAAGAUGCGGGGUGGGAAAGAGAUUCCCCUUAUCUUAUUAAGCCCUGUUUUCCUCCAUUAAGUCUCUUUAAAAUUUCUACUAAGGAUUUUUUCCCAUAAGUUAAAAAAAAAACCUAAUGAAGAAAAUAGAGAAGAGGGGAAGAGGGGAAAAAAGAAAGAAAAAAGCAAAGUGCAAAGAAAAAAAAGAAUAUCAAAAAAGAGAGGGAAAUAUCUAAAGAAACUAAAGGAGAUGACUUCCAACCUUCUUUUCAACAGAACUCAACAAACCCAACACCUCCUCUUCUUAACCCAGAAAUCCCUUCAGCCAUUCAUUUGUUGUUUUCAGUCAGUAAAUCACCAUUUCUCUUUUUUCUUCUUUCAGCAAAAAAGUCCAUUAAAGGUCUCCAGUCUUUUAAAAAUAUGCUUAUUGUUUUCUCCCUGAACUACAGCUCAUUUUUGCCCUUUUGGCCAUUUUCUUCCAUUAAGUCUUGUUUUGGGAAUUGUUCUCGGUGUUACCGUAGAAUCACAGAAGGGGACAGUUAAGUGAUCUAAGAUUUCAAGAGAUUUCUGCUCCUGCUUUUAUGGGACACAGCCACCACACCUGCUUUGCAAGAAACAUUGUUUGAAACCGUCACUUCCAUCUGCCAAGUUGCCAGCUUUGCUCUGAGGCUGUAGAUUUCCAAUUUACGUACCCAGCAUUGUUCAACCACUUGGUCUACUCAGUGCUAACUUUCCAGCUAUCCUUAGUGACUUGAAUGCAUCCCAGUUGUCCACCUUAUUCAUUGCUCCAAAAGAAAAAAAAAGGAAAAAAAAUGGUUUACCGAGCUUCGUCCUAUAAAUAUAUACAUAUAUAUAUAUAUAUAUGUGUAUAAAUAAAUAAAUACAUAAAUAUAUAAUAUUUUCUCAAUACUUGAAAUUUAGCCACUGUGCUUGGAUUAAAGAAAAAAAAUAAUAGAAACAAGGCAUUUUUUUAAACGCCAUAUUGGUGACUUUGUUAUUUUGUCGUUUUGUUUUCAGACUAACUGCAUGUAGCAUGAAACAUUGUUGGGUUUUGUUUGUCUGUUGGGGGGGGGGGAAAGUAGCUAUUUAUUGAUCUGUAAACGUCAGGAAUGGGGAUGUUUAAAACGAGGAGGGUAAAGCCAAGAUGGAAAAGAUUCCUUCCAUCUACUUCCCCUCCUAUACGGGUUUGUUACCGUUUCAGCAUUUUGUCCGUAGUGUCUGAACUAGAUUUCAACCAACCUUCAGCUUCACCGCCGCUCCAUUCAUGUUUGUGAGAAAGGUUUGAUCUUCACUUGGCCUUUUAUUUUUUCCUGGAAAUGUGUUAUGUGACUGCGCGUGGGUGUAUUCUUGCUUUCCGUUGUAUAAUGCCGACUUAAGGAAAAUAAAAUUGGAUUUUUCAUU